CCGCGAGGCCCGCUUCGACACCCGCGUCUCAGUGCCGACCGUGAGGGACCUAAGUGAUCAAUUUUGUUCAUGGAAAUGUUCCGGUCUCAUUGGCGGCGCUGAACGAUGUAAUGAGUCGUACGUGCUGGCGACAGGCCCUGUGGGCGCUGGCGAUGUUAAGCACGCUGGCGCCCUCGCAGGCUGAUGGAAACAUAGGUUGCUUGUUUAGUUCGUCGCUCUGCGUGGAGGGAGUGGAAUGGUGUUAUGAUGAUUUUGCAUUCGGUAAAUGCAUACCGGUGUACGACAACGAUCCUGAAGAAGGAUCUCUUUAUCAGUACGACAUGAGUUCGAACCAGCUGCAAUGGUUCGAGAGGGAGCUGCAGCAGCUGGCAGCGAGCGGCUACCGCUGGGAGCACGCUUACACCCAGUGCGUGCUUCAGAGCAUGCUUUACGCUUUGCGUCAUCAUUUGAAUCCAACAAAUGUAAAUUCGAAGCUAUGUGACCAUUUUGCGGAUCCCAAAGUAGAUUCUGCAACUGCUGGCGAGGAAGAUGAUACUUUAGAUAAUAUAGAACCUGACGAAACUGCUUAUGUACGAUUUACACCAAAUUCGGCAGCAUCUGAUUACGCAAAUGAAGUGUACAACCCACCCUUUGUUUCCGACGACGAUCCAACUGAAUAUCUGAUACCUAAAGGACAAUCAUCCAUUGAUAACGAACAACUACAACCAGAGGAAGACAAUCCUAGCGAUAAUAUACGAGACAUAAUGCUCAUGAGUGGCAUCGAAGAAUCGCCUGUUAUAAUGCCAUUUGAGGGAUUUAGAGAACGCCUUCAAGCUGAAGAGAAGGAAAGAAAUCUUGAUAAUCAAAAUAUUAUACCUGAAGCAUUUCUAGACAAGGAAAAAAAAUCUCUGGCCGAGGCUAAGAAUGAAAUAAAAUCUUUUACUGAAAAUAAUGAAUACCCGGAUGAGGAACGUUUGGGGGCUCACUUCCGAAAAUUUAAAACCAAGCCUCCGCCGUUUACAGCGGAGUAUCUUACUGCUAAUCGAUUUUCACCAUUGGAUGCUGAAGUUCGUUCCAAUGCAAUUCAAAAAUACAAGCAAAGUUUUGCUGACAAAAACUUUCCUUUCGAAUAUGAAAAUCCAGGUGAUAUACAAGAACAAAGAAUUUAUUUUGACGAAGACGGUGACGAAUUUUCUAUUGAUACUGGCAGCGGUGAUCUGGAACCAUACCACAUUAAAGAUCGAUCAAAAGCUAAGAACUCCAAGAAUAUGGAAUAUUUAAUUAAUCACUGGCGUGAGUUAUUUGGUUCGAAGUUAACACCCCAGGGCAAUCUGUAUGCUGAAGGUGGACCGUUAAAACCCGAUGAAAUACAAGGUGAAAAUUCAAAAUUUUACCUAUCGGAAGAUUUUCAAGAUUUACUUAAUAGAGAAUGGGGCUUUAAGCGUAGGGAAAGAGAUGAUGUUAAAAAGCCUGGGCCGCGUGUGGACGCAAAAACUUUAAAGAUAUUGUACAUCAAUAAAUCGGUGACAGCUCAAGAAGCGGUGAACAAACAAAAUCCCAGUAAACCAGAUCAUGACCCCAACGAUUAUGAAUAUGAUCCAUCGUAUGCUUUCGUCGAGUUACAUAAUAGGUUCCUUACAAAUUGGGAGAAAGGCAUGGCUUUCAUCGGAAAACUUGAAGAAAUGCUGGGCUUAGAAAAAAAUACCUUCACGAAUCCUCGAGUUGACCCAAGUGAAGUGACGUUUAAAGUGGAAAAAAACAGUAAGGGAUAUGACGCUGCUGAAGUUGGGAGACAAAUUGAUGCUAUCAAAGACAAAGUGUGGAAAGAAACGGGAGCCCAAAUUAAGUCUAUUGGUGUCGGGGACAGGAGUAAACAUGCUAUUAUUCAUCACGCUGAUAUACAAGAACCACAACUCUUCGGCUUACAAUUACCAGUUCUUCUUGCACUCGUGGGAAGUUUGUCCGUUCUCGUCGUGGGUGCUGUUGUAUUUGCAAUUUUGUUGAAACGGGACAUGAGCAGUAAGAGGAAAAUGCAAGGACUCGCAUCAGCAGCUGAGAUAGAUGCGGAAGCUACUAGAGAUUAUCAGGAACUUUGCCGAGCUCGCAUGUCUGGCAAGUGGCCAGGACAGCAGACGACUGUUCCAUCUCACUCAACUGACCCACCUCAAAGAAUCACUUCACUAACAAAGGAUCCAGAAGGUCACUCGCCUUCAACACGAUCUAGUACUUCUUCCUGGAGCGAGGAACCGGCGCUAACCAACAUGGAUAUUUCGACUGGACACAUGGUGUUGGCAUACAUGGAAGACCAUCUUCGCAACAAAGACCGUCUCGAACAAGAGUGGAAGGCGUUGUGCGCAUAUGAAGCCGAACCUUGUGCCACGGUUGCAGCUCUUAAACCUGAAAAUAACGGAAAGAACCGCUACGCUGAUGUGCUGCCUUACGAUCAUUCACGGGUCACACUGAACACGUUGUCUAAUCACCUUGGAUCUGAUUAUAUCAACGCUUCUACUAUUACCGAUCAUGAUCCACGAAACCCAGCAUACAUCGCUGCAGCCGGUCCUUUGGCACAUACAGCAGCGGACUUCUGGCAAAUGGUUUGGGAGCAAGGCAGUGUUGUGAUGGUGAUGCUCACUCGACUUACAGAGAACGGCCAGCAACUUUGCCACCGAUACUGGCCUGAAGAGGGAUCGGAACUCUAUCAUAUCUAUGAGGUGCACCUAGUCAGCGAGCAUAUUUGGUGCGAUGAUUAUCUCGUCCGCAGUUUUUAUCUGAAGAACCAACGUACCGGCGAAACACGUACCGUAACGCAAUUCCACUUCCUUUCCUGGCCAGAAAAUGGAGUACCAUCUUCAACCAAGGCUUUGCUCGAAUUUAGAAGGAAAGUGAACAAGUCUUAUCGUGGUAGAUCUUGCCCGAUAGUAGUACACUGCAGCGAUGGUGCUGGCCGCACGGGUACUUACUGCUUGAUUGACAUGGUACUGAACCGCAUGGCGAAAGGUGCAAAAGAAAUAGAUAUAGCGGCAACUCUAGAGCACAUCCGGGACCAGCGUCCACGAACCGUGGCUACCAAACAACAGUUCGAAUUUGUCCUGAUGGCUGUGGCUGAGGAGGUGCAUGCAAUACUGAAGGCUUUACCGGCACAUUUGCAACAACUGCAAGAGAAAAAGGACAAAGAAAAAGAAAAGGAGAAAGAAAAAGAAAAAGAAGGCAACGAAAAAGAGAAACCCAACUGAACAACGCACUGCUUACGCGAUCAUGACUUUGUUACUUUUAAUAAUUAGCGUCGGCUCUAGUCCACACAGCACAAUGAAAUAGAUAAAGCCAUGUUGCCCAUUGCCACUAAGAAGAAUAUUAAAAAAAAAAAAAAAGUUGAUUAAAGCCGGCAUUGAUUACAAAGUUAAGUUAAUCAUAUUAUCGUUCUAAAAUGUUUAUUCUAUUCAAGUUGAUCAUCUAAAUUGUUUCUUCCAAAAAUAGUAGUAAAUGCAAACUGAAAAAUUCAAACCGAGCCUGAACUGGAAUUAAAGUGUAAUCUUUAGCAAAUGGUGUGUAAAAUAAAGAUUUAGAUUGUCAACUUGAAAUUAUUAAAUGUAUACUAAGUAGAAUGAAUAACUUCUUUUGCUUAUCGCUACGUUGUUUUAGGACAAUGUUUAUAUUAUAUUCCUAUUAUCGAAAUGUAUGUUUCAGUGUUAUAUUUCAUUGAUGUACACAAAUGGACAGUAUAUUAUCAACGUUAUAUACUGCUCGUAUCCUUAUUUAUAAAGGUUCCCGUUAGAUGAUGUAAUAAAGUAAUUAUUUAUAGGUAUUUACGUUCAGAGAGCCUACAAAAUUAAAGUAUUUUUUUAAAUGAGUAAAUACAUAAUGCACUCGUGUUUUAUGAAAAAAAUAAAAAUUCUUUAUAGGGAUCAUUAUAGUCAAUUUAUCAGGUGUCUACAAACUGACCUAAUCAUUUUUUAUAAUUAAAAAUAUAUUUUAAUUACCGUUUUAAAACUCUGUUUCGGUUAAUUUAUAAUGUUGUUGCACCUUUCUUAUCAAGGAUAACAAAUUAUAUUACUUUAAUGUAUUUAAAUGUUAUAAUAUCUAACAUAUUAACAAAGAAUUUUUUUAAGUGUACAAAAUAACUUCAUUAUAAAAGAUUGAGUCUAGUCAGUAAAACAUAAAUAUUGUUAACUAUUUAUUCACUGAUCAAUUUGUUAUUACGAACGAACAUUUGUGUAAAAUUAACUUAAUAUAUUAUAUUGUGGUAUCAAAUUUUACAUAUAUACCUACGUACUUCUUUAGCGUGUAGCUGCUGGUAUUUUUGUAUUAAAAUAAUGAGAGAAACUCUUAGGCGGACAGUGGCUUCGCCAAAUCAUAUCCCCGAUAAACGGUAUACCUGAUAAAUCUAAUCAGAUAAAAUUAUGAUAAAACAUAUUUACAGACUAGCAGAAACAAUAGAGAUCGUAGAACUUAUCUGAGAACGAUUUAUAUAUAAGAUUAUUAUAUUUAUUGCAUACUAUGAGAAAAAAUGUAAAAAAAAAAUAUUACCAUGAAAUUAUGAAUGUAGUUUAGACCUAAGAGAAAAUAUAUUUAACCGUAUUUCUGUAUGAAAUUAUAUGUAGUUUUUAUGUGAAUGAAUGAUUGGCGGAUUUGAUUACCUAUUAAAACAUUACAGGUGAAACUACCCACAUACCUCCA
This is a messenger RNA of Melitaea cinxia (Glanville fritillary), 4653 nucleotides long. RefSeq lists its product as uncharacterized. Bases 111 to 3212 code for a protein of 1033 amino acids. Gene Ontology annotation, biological process: protein dephosphorylation. Gene Ontology annotation, cellular component: secretory granule. The record is from RefSeq and is a predicted model, not a curated record. The transcript has 23 exons. NCBI's taxonomy places the organism in Eukaryota, Metazoa, Arthropoda, Insecta, Lepidoptera, Nymphalidae. Gene Ontology annotation, molecular function: protein tyrosine phosphatase activity.